AUGGAGGCAGAUCCGAUAGAAGCGGCGGCAGCGGCGGUGUCGGUGGAGGAGCAGCGGAAGCAGCAAGCGCUGGUGGACUAUCGCAAGAAGCUGCUUCAGCUCCGGGAGUUAGAAGCGCGAGUUAAGACGCUGCGGGAGAAUCUGAAGGGCGCGCGGAAGGAUUACGACAAGACGGAGGACGACCUGAAAGCCCUGCAGAGCGUGGGGCAGAUCAUAGGCGAGGUGCUGCGACAACUGGACGAGGAGCGACUGAUUGUGAAGGCGAGCAGUGGCCCGCGGUACGUGGUGGGGUGUCGCAGCAAGGUGGACAAGAGCAAGCUCACAGCCGGCACGCGGGUGGCGCUGGACAUGACCACACUCACCAUCAUGCGCGCACUGCCCCGCGAGGUGGACCCGCUGGUGUACAACAUGCUGCACGAGGACCCGGGGAACGUGAGCUACAGUGCCAUCGGCGGGUUGGGAGACCAGAUCCGCGAGCUGAGGGAGUCCAUCGAGCUGCCCCUCAUGAACCCCGAGCUCUUCCUGCGUGUGGGCAUCAAACCCCCCAAGGGCGUGCUGCUGUACGGCCCGCCGGGGACCGGCAAGACGCUGCUUGCGCGUGCCAUCGCCAGCAACAUCGACGCCAACUUCCUCAAGGUCGUGUCAAGCGCCAUUGUCGACAAGUACAUCGGGGAGAGCGCGCGGCUGAUCAGGGAGAUGUUCAACUAUGCGCGCGACCACCAGCCGUGCAUCAUCUUUAUGGACGAGAUCGACGCCAUUGGCGGGCGCCGCUUCAGCGAGGGCACGAGCGCCGACCGCGAGAUCCAACGGACGCUCAUGGAGCUGCUGAACCAACUGGACGGCUUUGAUCAGCUCGGACGGGUGAAGAUGAUCAUGGCCACCAACCGGCCCGACGUGCUGGAUCCGGCGCUGCUGCGGCCGGGGCGGCUGGACCGCAAGAUAGAGAUCCCGCUGCCCAACGAGCAGGGGCGCAUCGAGGUGCUCAAGAUCCACGCGCUCGGCAUCACCAAGCAUGGGGAGAUCGACUACGAGGCCAUUGUCAAGCUGGCCGAGGGCUUUAACGGGGCUGAUCUGCGCAACGUGUGCACGGAGGCGGGCAUGUUUGCCAUAAGAGACGACCGCGACUAUGUUGUGCAUGAGGACUUCAUGAAGGCAGUGCGCAAGAUCACGGAUGCCAAGAAAUUGGAGUCAAGUGCUUCUUACUCAGCGGACUUUGGAAAGGACUGA
Molecule: messenger RNA, 1227 nt
Organism: Closterium sp. NIES-65
Lineage: Eukaryota; Viridiplantae; Streptophyta; Zygnematophyceae; Desmidiales; Closteriaceae
Source: the annotation of a GenBank genome assembly